Molecule: messenger RNA, 11056 nt
Organism: Mauremys reevesii (Reeves's turtle)
Lineage: Eukaryota; Metazoa; Chordata; Testudines; Geoemydidae
Gene: PTPN4
Product: protein tyrosine phosphatase non-receptor type 4
Exons: 52
Coding region: 34-5760 (1908 amino acids)
Biological process (GO): protein dephosphorylation
Cellular component (GO): cytoplasm; cytoskeleton; cytoplasmic side of plasma membrane
Molecular function (GO): protein binding; protein tyrosine phosphatase activity
Source: RefSeq, a predicted model, not a curated record
CAAUCCCUUAGCAGACAACGGGGAGUGGGCGGGAUGCGUACGAGCAGGCCAGGGGCUCCCGCUCGCUCCACUUUCAGUUCUCGCGAGAUCUCUUCCCCCCCCCUUCGCUGGGUGACUGCGCAGCCGCCAUGUUGGUUGCUAUGCUGCCUGUGUGAGGAAGGAGGGAGGGAGGCCCUGAGGGAAAGAGGCUGCGGUUCCCCCCUUCUCCAGGCAGCGCUACACUCACCUCGGCAGAGAGCCUGCUCGCACGCCUGCUGCCUCCGCCCUCUCCUCCGGUUCACCCCCCCUCAGGAGGAGACCCCCCCCCCGAGUGUACGGGGGGGUCCUGUGCCCCUGCCCGUGGGCUCCCCUGCACUAGUGCCGCCCCCCAGCGGUUGUAGGCGGGGGGCAGAGGAGUGUCCGAAAGGGGGGGCGGGUGUCCGCCGCCUUCUCUCCGGCCCCCUCGGCCCAGUCGCCGCAGUACGAUGUGGUCCUCGCCGCUGCGGCUGGGAGCGGGGCGGCGGCUGCUGCUGCCCGUGCGGCGGCUGCUGCGGGGGAACUGAAGGCAGCGAGCGCGCCUGUGUGCGCGAGGGGGGUCGCGGGGCGGCAGCGACGAGCCGAGCCCGCGGGUCUCUCCUCAGCGCCCCUCUCGCCUUAUCUGGAAGGACGCGGCUGUUAUGUGAAGAGCUUGUGUGGAUAGUAAUGACCGCACGUUUCCGAUUGCCUGCUGGCAGAACCUACAAUGUACGAGCGUCUGAGCUGGCACGAGACAGACAACAUACAGAGGUGGUCUGCAAUAUUCUUCUCCUGGAUAACACUGUACAAGAUUUCAGAGUUCAUAAAAACGAUCAGGGACAAGUUUUGUUGGAUAUAGUGUUCAAACAUCUCGAUUUGACAGAGAGGGAUUACUUUGGUUUACAGCUGGCUGACGAUUCCACUGAUAACCCAAGGUGGCUGGAUCCAAACAAACCAAUCAGGAAACAAUUAAAAAAAAUGCUUUUGUUAAUUCUAGGAGGAUCUCCUUACAGUUUGAACUUCAGAGUCAAAUUUUUUGUGAGUGACCCUAACAAGCUCCAAGAAGAAUAUACAAGGUACCAAUAUUUUUUGCAAAUUAAACAAGACAUUCUUACUGGAAGAUUGCCCUGUCCUUAUAAUACUGCUGCUCUUUUGGCUUCCUAUGCUGUUCAAUCCGAAUUGGGAGACUACAACCAUUCAGAAAACUUGCCAGGCUACCUCUCAGACUACUCUUUCAUCCCUAGCCAGCCUCAAGACUUUGAAAAAGAAAUAGCAAAAUUACAUCAUCAGCAUAUAGGCUUGUCUCCUGCAGAAGCUGAGUUCAAUUAUCUUAAUACAGCACGUACCUUAGAACUCUAUGGAGUUGAAUUGCACUAUGCAAGAGAUCAAAGUAACAAUGAAAUUAUGAUUGGAGUGAUGUCAGGAGGAAUACUAAUUUAUAAGAACAGGGUACGAAUUAACACCUUUCUGUGGUUGAAGAUUGUAAAAAUUUCUUUUAAGUGCAAACAGUUUUUUAUUCAACUUAGGAAAGACUUGCAUGAAUCUAGAGAAAUGUUACUGGGAUUCAAUAUGGUGAAUUACCGAGCAUGUAAGAAUUUGUGGAAAGCUUGUGUUGAGCAUCACACAUUCUUCCGAUUGGACAGACCACUGCCGCCUCAGAAGAACUUUUUUGCACAUUAUUUUACUUUGGGUUCAAAGUUCCGGUACUGUGGGAGGACAGAGGUCCAGUCUGUGCAGUAUGGUAAAGAAAAGGCAAACAAAGACAGGGUAUUUGCCAGAUCCCCAAGUAAACCCUUGGCACGGAAAUUGAUGAGUGGGAUGGACUGGGAGGUAGUGAGUAGGAAUUCAUUGUCUGAUGACAGGUUAGAAACACAGAGCCUACCAUCACGAUCUCCACCUGGAACCCCAAAUCAUCGCAAUUCUGCAUUUACUCAAGAGGGAGCCCGUUUACGACCAUCUUCAGUUGGACAUUUAGUGGACCACAUAGUUCACACCUCACCAAGUGAAGUUUUUGCAAAUCACAGAUCUCCAUCCUCCACCCAAGCUAAUAGCAUCAUUCUGGAAUCGUCACCAUCCCAAGAGACUCCUAUAGAUGGACAACCUCCUGCACUACCACCCAAACAAUCUAAAAAGAACAGUUGGAACCAAAUUCAUUAUUCACACUCCCAGCAAGAACUGGAUAACCAUAUUAAUGAAACAUUUGAUGUUCCCGCAUCGCCUGAAAAAUCCACACCCAAUGGUGGUGUUCCCCAUGACAAUCUUGUUUUGAUCAGAAUGAAACCAGAUGAAAAUGGAAGAUUUGGCUUCAAUGUAAAGGGAGGAUAUGACCAGAAGAUGCCUGUAAUAGUGUCCAGGGUAGCUCCAGGAACACCAGCUGACCUCUGUGUCCCUCGUUUGAAUGAAGGGGACCAGGUUGUAUUGAUAAAUGGCAGGGAUAUAGCGGAACAUACCCAUGAUCAAGUUGUCAUGUUUAUUAAAGAGAGCUGUGAGAGGCACUCAGGGGAACUUGUGCUCCUAGUACGACCCAAUGCUGUCUAUGAUGUGGUGGAAGAGAAGCUGGAGAGUGAGCCUGACUUCCAGUACAUCCCUGAGAAAUCCCUGGAUGGUGUCCAUCAGGAUGAUAAUGCUCUGCGGGAAUCUAUGAUUCAACUAGCAGAGGGGCUUAUCACUGGAACUAUUCUGGCUCAGUUUGAUCAACUGUAUAGGAAGAAGCCUGGAAUGACAAUGUCUUGUGCCAAAUUACCUCAAAAUAUUUCCAAAAAUAGAUACAGAGACAUUUCGCCUUAUGAUGCUACACGGGUCAUUUUGAAGAGUAAUGAUGACUACAUCAAUGCAAAUUAUAUAAAUAUGGAAAUCUCUUCUUCCAGCAUAAUAAACCAGUACAUUGCUUGUCAGGGUCCAUUACCGAACACUUGUCCUGAUUUUUGGCAGAUGACUUGGGAACAAGGUUCAUCUAUGGUUGUAAUGUUGACCACUCAAGUUGAAAGGGGCAGAGUUAAGUGCCAUCAGUACUGGCCAGAGCCUACAGGAAGCUCAUCAUAUGGAAAUUUCCAGAUUACCUGCCAUUCAGAGGAAGGAAAUCCUGCUUAUGUCUUCAGAGAGAUGACACUGACUAACCUUGAGAAAAAUGAAACUCGUCAGCUCACCCAGAUCCAGUAUGUAGCAUGGCCUGAUCAUGGGGUUCCUGAUGAUUCCAGUGACUUCCUAGAUUUUGUGUGUCUCGUACGAAAAAAGAGGGCUGGCAGAGAAGAACCUGUUGUUGUUCAUUGCAGUGCUGGGAUUGGACGGACAGGGGUUCUUAUAACUAUGGAAACAGCUAUGUGUCUUAUUGAGUGCAAUCAGCCUGUUUAUCCAUUAGAUAUUGUGAGAACAAUGAGAGAUCAAAGGGCCAUGAUGAUCCAAACACCUUUUGGGAGAAACCAACUGAUAAGCAAGGUAUCGAGCUUGAAAUACACGAAGAUGUUACGUUUCUUUCGACGAACUCUGGGGCGUCGGUCUAUGCGCAAGCAUGUGGAGAAGGAGCGGCUAAGAGAGGCCCAAAGAGCUGCAACCCACAUCCCUGCGGCUGGAGAUGCAAAAUCCAUCAUCACUUGUCGAGUAUCGUUGCUGGAUGGAACUGAUGUCAGUGUGGACUUACCGAAAAAAGCCAAAGGCCAACAUCUGUUUGAACAGAUCAUGUAUCAUCUGGAUCUCGUUGAAAAUGACUACUUUGGACUCAGGUUCAUGGAUUCCGCACAAGUGGCACAUUGGUUGGACAACACAAAGAGCAUUAAAAAACAAGUCAAAAUUGGUCCACCAUACUGUCUGCAUCUUCGUGUAAAAUUUUACUCCUCUGAGCCUAACAAUCUCCGUGAAGAGUUAACAAGGUAUUUAUUUGUUCUUCAGCUAAAACAGGAUAUUCUCAGUGGAAAGUUGGAAUGCCCGUUUGACACAGCAGUCCAGUUGUCGGCUUAUACCUUACAAGCUGAACUUGGAGAUUAUGAUCCUGCUGAACAUGUUCCUGACCUGGUGUCUGAGUUCAGGUUUAUGCCCACUCAAACCGAAGAGAUGGAACUGGCCAUUUUUGAGAAGUGGAAGGAAUACAGGGGGCAAACGCCAGCCCAAGCUGAAACUAACUAUUUGAACAAAGCUAAGUGGCUGGAAAUGUAUGGGGUGGACAUGCACAUAGUCAAGGCAAGGGACGGCAAUGAUUACAGCCUUGGACUGACCCCGACGGGAGUUCUGGUCUUUGAAGGUGAAACCAAGAUUGGUCUGUUUUUCUGGCCAAAGAUAACCAGACUGGACUUCAAGAAGAACAAAUUAACACUAGUUGUUGUUGAAGACGAUGAGCAGGGGAAGGAGCAGGAGCACACUUUUGUGUUUAGGCUGGAUCACCCCAAAGCCUGCAAACACUUGUGGAAGUGUGCAGUGGAACAUCAUGCUUUCUUCCGCCUCAGGGGACCCGUCCAAAAAGGCUCAAGCCGAUCAAGCUUCAUUCGGCUGGGAUCACGGUUCAGAUACAGUGGGAAAACAGAGUACCAGACAACCAAGACCAACAAAGCUAGAAGAUCAGCAUCCUUUGAAAGGAGGCCCAGCAAGCGAUAUUCAAGGAGAACACUACAAAUGAAAGCAAAUGUUGCUAAACUUGAAGAAACAAGCAUUCCGAACAAUGUCUUACAUCAGAAUAAUGGAUCACAACAAAGCUGGAAUGCAAAGCCGACCCUGCCUGUCAUAAUGACAGUUCCAUCUGGCCCAGUCUUAGUGGAAAUAGAAAACCUUCCUAGGAGCCCUGGAGCCAGCCAGCAAGAUACAAAAUGCAUGCCUCUGAUUGUUGAUUUACUAGACAGCAAGGAGUUGCUGGAGACUUGCAUUGAUGAGCCUAUUGCUAGUUUGACAGCAGGAGUUCCAGAAGAGGCAGAUCUUAGCUUUGUUCCUCCUGGCACAAAGGAGACAGCUGCUGAAAAAAUAGAUCCUGCUGCAUUCGAAGACACGUUGAAACUGAAACAUCUGGAGACAGAACCCAGCCCAAUGCCAGCGCCCCGCUCCAACAUAAACAUCAAUAUCAAUAAACAGGAUGAGGUGGUGAAGUUGACAGAUAAAUGUCUUAAUAAUGCAAUUGAGAGCCCAGUAACAACAUCAGAGCGUCUUCCUGCAGACAUAAAGAGCAACAUCCUGAAGGCCCAGGCCCAGGCAGAGGCAGUGCACAAGAUCACGAGAGAGGAUAGCAUGUCGGACAACAAGAAAACCAAUAUUCACGAUGCCACUGCCAGGGGCAUCCUGAUCUCAGGGAAAGCACAGAGCAGCCUCCUGUCAACCAACCCACUAUUUCAGGAAUCAAGAGACGUGCUGAAAGAAAUCCCUGCCUCAAAUGCCUUCCUUCCUAAUGCAUUAGAAGAGGAUAAUGCCGCCUCUGGCCCUGAAGAAUCACUGGUUCCAGCUAUUCUGGCUCCAGCAGAGGAGACUGCAGUUUUAAAGAGCAGUCCAGAUGACCUUGAUAUUUUGUUAACAUCGCUGACGGAGAAUCUAAUUGACUUUACAGAAACCAUUCCUCGGGUGUCUUCCCAGCCCACAAUUACACCCAGGUGGAUCGUGCCAAGUGGGCAGAUUUCCAAUGGGCCUUUGGGGAAUGAUGUUGUUUUAGCUCUAAAGGCAGUGAAAGGCAGCGCUGAAGCAUUGUCGCUCCCAGCUGGAUCUCCAUCAUCACAGCAGUCAGCUGAAAUCCUUGCAAGCCCCGUCACGGAGGAUCCUGCGAUAAAGCCGAAAUGUUUACUCACCACUGAACUCUGAGAGGAGGGAGCUUCAGUGCUUCCAAUCUGCUGAAAACUCAAACCUUCUAACAUCUUCAAGGAGCCCUUUGGAAGGACCUACCUGGGAUUAAGCUCUUGCUGGAUGUGGCCACAAACGACCAGCUGCUUUGCUGAGAAUCUGGAGGGAAACUUUCAUCAUCAUUGCAGUUUAGCUAGAACUAUAAUAUAAACUAGGAUGUAAAGCUCCAAGGAUGCACGAGCUUCUCCCUCAGGAGAGAUGAAGCACACGCUGGAACUAGUUCUGGGCAUGAAUAACGAAAUCUAGGAGUGUUUCAUCCAUAUUUGACUUAGUCUCUACCUUUUACUGCUUCAUAGAUGGGAAGUGUUCACUCUGAUAUCAGCCCACUAGCUUUGUGAAAAUUUGUGGCCCAGAGCUUCAUAACUUGACACUUGGAGAAAUUAGAAGAACUUCUAGGGCCAGCAGCUGAUUAUGAAUAUAAAUGAUGACUAAUAGCGAUAAUGGUAAUUUUAUACAAUCAAGGCCAUUCUUUUCUGUGUGAACGUCCCUUCUCUGUGUUCCUUUGUACCAACAUGGACAAGCCUUCUUGGCCUUAACCCUCUUUGUAGUCUUUUGCACCUUCUCUUUACAGCACCUGGAAAGAACUGAAAAUCCAGCCCAUGGGUGCCCAUUUACCCCAGUAACUGGAUUUAAGCUGCUCUUCGUAGCCAGAGAAAGGAAGAAUUCUUCUGCCAAACAGCUUAGCAUUCCCAGAGAAAGGUAGGGAGGUCUCACAUUUUGCCCCAGACGUCUUCAUUUCCUAGAAGACUUAACAAAUGCGUUUAGAUGUGUUUUAAGCCAUAGAGGUGCAUCCUAGUUUGGAUGCGAAAGCGAGACCUAAGGAUGAAGGGCGUGAACACAGGGACUCUCCAAAGGCUGGUCUCCGCUGUUAUUUUUUUAGGGCUAGGAGGGACUUUUCACUGUUGAUCUUGGUGUUUCCAGCAGCUGUUAUUUAGGAACACGUGACUAGCUGAUUAGGUGGCACAAGUGUACAAACAGAACAGUUAAUAUCCCGCCUGCAUUCAGUUCCAAACUUCAAUAUCAGGUGUGGAUGGGAAUGAGCGUGGAAAGAGGUCAGCUGGGGACAGAAAGAGGACCACGGGUCAAAUGUCUCCUAAUGGCAAUUCACCCAUUUGGGUAGGUGGAAGGUAGGAGCAUUUGUGCAAGAGUGGUGACCAGACUACACACUGCAGAGUGCUGACCUUCCUGUACUAAUGGCGAACAUGUUCGCUACCACGUACUAAGGAGGAUUAGGAUACAGACAGUAGCCAGCUUGAAGAGACCAUUAGGGCUGCAGGCAAUAGGGUCCCCAGCAGAAACCACACAGAUGAGCCUUCAGAUACUAUGGUGAUGAGUGCUAUCAAAAACUUUAACAAAAGGUCAAAGGAAGGAGAAAAAUGGGAGCCCAAUUGGACAAUAAUUUGAUGUCCUUUAUCAUGACUGCGUCCUAACAGGAAUGCCUGGUUGAAAUAGCAAGGGGGGUAGUUUCUGUGUUUGUGACUGGGGCAGAGGCUGGUCUCUGCGUAGUGUGCUGUAUUUUAUAAAUAUUUACAUGCAGAUAGUUCAUGUUGGCAGAAACACUUUAAAAGAAAAUUCUUAAACUUUUGCCCAUUUUCACUCCUGCUCGCUUAAAAUCUGCACAUUUCUAAAUGUGCAAAAUAAAAACUGGACUAAACCACUGUGGUGAUAGGAGAGAAUGGGUUAGUUUUGGGCUGGUUUUUUCCUCAGCAUAACAAGAGUUUGCUGCUGCUGGAUGUGGCUGCUGUAGUGCUUGUGUCUGCAAGAUGCUACAUAAGUAGCAGUGGGGCUUGGUAGACCAGCCCGUGACUGUGUGUGGAUAGUAGUUCCCAGACACUGCUACAGGAACCAGUGCUAGGGAUUUGUGACUGGUACCACAGGUUUUCCCACACUCUCUAUGCACUGAUUGUGAGAGGAAUUGAGCAGCCCAAGUCCUCACUGACUCCAGCGCUUCUCAUCCUCAAAGUGAACUUCUGUCAUAGGCCAGAUGUGGUGGUUCUGCUCACUCCCCAUUCAACUGUAUCCACUGUAGUAGAGGUCUGGAUUGUUUACUCGUCACGUCCAAGCUUUGUUGCAGGUUAGGAUGGAUAUGGCUUCCUGGCUCAUAUCUUAGUCUGGGUUAGUACAUUUGCCCAAAAAGGUUGCUUCAGCAAUGGGAAGCUACAGGUGCAGGAACAAAGCCAUUACUUGAGAAACUUGGCACUUCCUGUUAACCUGUUUGCUUAGCAGCAUCACCUGCCAGAGGGAUUUGUUGGUUUUGUCAACAGACCGAAGACAGAAUUUUAAUUGAAAACAAGUUUGUUAGUUGAUACAGCAGGUUGAGGUGAACUGUGCACUAGCCGCAGGAGCCUCUUAACAAAAUAAAAUGAUUAAGCAUAGUAUGUGCAGUCCCUCCCCCAGUCCUCUUCCCAGUGACCAUCUGUGUCCAAUACAUUAUACAUGGUGGUGAAAAUAUUGUGCCCUUAAAAUCUAAAUAGUUUAAUGCUGAAUUAAUUAGUGUGAUCUUUUUAAUCCCUUAGAAUAUGGCCAGGAUUUUUCCAAAGUAACUAGUGAUUUUAGAUGCCUGGAUUUUUGGUGCCCAACUUCAGAUAUUUGGGAUGAAAUCUUGGCCCCGUUGACGUCAAUGGCAAACUCCUAAUGAUUUAAGGGGGGGCAAGGAUUUUACCACUAAUUUUCAGAGGGUGAGUGCUCCCCACUCGCUGAAAAUUAGGGCCUUUUAUAUAUCAAGAUGGGCACCCACAAUUGCUAGUCACUCUGGAAAAUUGUAACCUGUAAAUCCUAUUCUGUUCCAAUGAUGAUCUGAUGCUUAUAGUUUUGUUUCACUAAAAUGUUACUUACAAAAUGGCAGGUGUAAGUGCAGUAGCCUGAUUGGCUGUUGAAUCCAUAUUGUAAUAUUACAGAGGACCCAUAUUUACCAAAACAAAAAUACAGGAACCACGACACCUAUAGAGUAUCAAUUAUUGCCUUUCAUCCACUCGGAAGGGGGCAUUUCUUAUCAUUUCCUGUUAUUUACUGGUUGUGUAGAAGGCCCAGCUGGCCUGUAAAAUGUUGCCCAUUGGCAUUUAGUUAUUUUAAUAUGAAUGCUUCAUCUAUAAAAUUCUGCCAUCCAGGUUUUGAAUUUGUUGUUGGGACAUUUGAUGACAUUGUUGAACAGUUACAAAGUACAGCAAAACAACCCUUUUAAAAUUUGAAGAGAGUGAGAAAUAGGCAAUUUGUACCACCCAAUAUGUGGCAUUCAACGAGGGAAAAACCCAGCUCCCAGAACCAAGGAGUUAAUCUCCAUUUGAAUUACGAAACUAUCACCCCACUUUUUACUGAUGCUUAUUCCAGUGUAUAUUAACUAAAUGUUGCAUUUUGCCUCUUCUUCUUUUACUGUGUUGGUGUUUAGUUUCUAGAUAUCAAACAGGGAUUAGUAAAAUACUUUCUUAUGUCUGGAAUUAAAAUGUGACUAUUGUAAACACAUUGCAGAAGGGUGGCUGGACCACGUGACCACCUUGGUUAUGGAAAUGUAAAUAGAAACUAAUUUACCUUAUUAACCUCAUGGAAGUGAUGGCUCUUAAAGCUCCAGCAUUGAUCUCAAGCGAUGAGCCUGACAGCAGCAGGUUGGAGAGUCUAAACUCCGUGAGUAAUAAUUUCCAUUGAAAUGUUUAUGUAAUAAAUUCCAUAGCUACUUACAUCAUAUGUUCAGUUAUGCCAUAUGCAUUGGGCAUCAGAAUUAGCAUGCAGGAUCUUGGAGACCAAAACCACAGGCCUCUUUACCACUUUAACUAAAGGAAUAUGGCUCUGCUAGUAAGAAAGACAGGCAGUAUAAAGCAGUACUUACACAUUAGCCAGUUACAGUACAUACGUAAGUAUGAAUUUCUUCAAAUUGGAGCAUUAGCCUAUGUAGCACAGUAGGACUUUAGUUUGGACUGUUUUCUGAACAAAUAACUCCAGGAAGGAAAAACUUGCUGCUCCAGGAAAAAGACUGGAUAAUAGCCCAGUUCAAAUUUGGGUUUCUUUCCACAAACCUCUUCUUUUCAGUCUUAUUUUCUUUCCCAAUCUCUCCCCUGCCCCACACCUCACUUUUUUGUCUUCAGCACAUUCCUGCCUCUUGCAGGAGAUGCCGUACUAUGCGAUCAUCCUUCCCCUUCACAAGCGGCCUGGGGCUAUGUUGUCAAGUACUAAAAGUGCGCUGCUAGACCUCCUAUAGGUUAGGGCAUUCACCUAGCAGCUGUCUCUCUUGACAGCCCAGCACCUUGUCAUAUGAGAUGUCUUAUCAGAACUUCUUGGAUUAGUAGCAAACUCUGUUAGCACUACACUGUCACACCCAAGGCUUUUCACAAAUAGCUGGACAAUAGUACAUUUUUAUUUUUAAAAAAUCCUUGUCGUUAAUGGCCUUUUAAUGAUACAAGUGUAACCCAGUUUAACACAGAGUAGCAAAGAGCAUGGGUUGCACAAGAAGACUCAUCAGAGGCAUGUUUAAAAAUUCCUAUAACAGAACAGCCAUUUGAAAAUGUGAAAAGCUGGGAGAUACAUUAUGGUCUGCUAAGCUCUGGGAGUUGUUUUCUGGCCCAGAGCAGUCCUCAUUCUACCUGAAUCUUUCACAGGACUUUAGAAAUAGUGCAGGUCCCCUACCCCAAUGCAUUAAAAUGAAAUGACUUUUAUAAGCACACUAGGUUUUUAUGAUUAGAGAGCGAAAUCCAGGCAAUUUGAAGAGUCUGCAUUUGAGACCUGUGAUCUGGAGCACUUGGCAUUAGCAUUUGACACCGGGCAUCAGGAUGUUCCCCUUCAGCUCAAGUGCUGAAGCCCCAUGGAACUGUUCGCGGUAGGGAGCGGGUAUUGCACAAUGUGGGAGGAAGGUAGGAGUCUUCUGUGAUGUUCCCAGCCAUUUUCCUUUCUGGCUGAGCACUUCACUUCUCUGGUUUCCUCCCACACACACACAACUAAUUACACUUAACUGGACAAACUUAUUUCAAAGUAUGUAAGAAUAUUUUUUAGCGAGACAGUUUUGUUAAAUCAUACUAGCUACUGUAUUUUUACGUUUUAUAUGUAAAGCUUGACAAUAGCUCAAUGUAUAAUUUAUUUUUGUUUUUUUAUAAAGUUCACCCUCCUGCUUCACGACGAUAGCCAAUGUAUAAACUGUAUUAGAGGCACUGCACUGAGCUUCAUAUUGAGUCUGUACAUGUGAACAAGAACUGUGAUUUGUAGUCCACUCAGAAUCAAUCGUGAAUUGUUUUUAUUGUAGUUUUCUCUUAAAUAUACCACAUCUGUGCAAAAC